Acaulospora morrowiae is the source of this 669-nucleotide messenger RNA. NCBI's taxonomy places the organism in Eukaryota, Fungi, Glomeromycota, Glomeromycetes, Diversisporales, Acaulosporaceae. The record is from the annotation of a GenBank genome assembly.
AUGAAGAUUAUAGGUUUAACCGGGGGAAUCUCGUCGGGGAAAUCUACUGUCUCCCGAAUGUUUAUUCGUCGAAAAAUACCGGUGAUUGAUGGAGAUCUAUUAGCACGUCAAGUGGUUGAGCCAGGAAGGCCCGCGUUUAAGCUAAUUGUCAAACACUUUACCCCGGAAAUUUUACAGGAAGAUGGUACAUUAAAUAGAGAAAAGUUAGGUAAUAUAAUAUUCUCGGACGAAAAACAGAGGAAAAUUCUGAACAAAUGCACGCACCCAUUCAUAAGAACAGAAAUUUUAAAGUUAUUAAUAUGGUAUUGGAUAAAGGGUGAGAGGAUAAUAGUGUUAGAUGCUCCCUUGUUGAUUGAAAGUGGCUUAAAUAGAUAUAUACGUACGGUUUUGGUGGUGUACUGUCCCGAAAGGCUUCAGCUAACUCGGUUGGUUGAACGAGACAAAAUCUCGGAGUCAGCAGCUAGACAACGUAUCUCUUCACAAAUGCCACUUAAGGAAAAAGUCAAACACGCCAAUUAUGUCAUCGAUAAUUCAGCGGAUAUUAAAACAACCGAAGAACAGGUCGACAAAAUAGUUGCAAAAAUAAACCCAUCUAUGUGGAGUUAUCUGUUAUGGUGGUUGGGACCUCCCAGUCUGGUGAUCGCUGGGAUUCUGGCUAUUGCGACGUGA